AUGAAAUUUCUCAUUUUUUUUACUAUUUUCUAUGUUUCUUCUGGAUUUCUUCAAUAUCCUUCACCACCAUGUUGUAAUAAUGCUAAUUAUGGUUGUGGAAUACCUAUGAGUGGUAGUAUGAAUCCAGGAUGUGGAAAUCCAUUAUCACCAGCUCCUUUAGUAUUACCACCACCACCACCAUUACCUCCAGCUCCAUGUCCACCACCAUUACCAUGUCCAAAAAUUACAUGUCCUGCUCCACCUCCAUGUCCACCAACAUUUUGUCCACCACCUCCACCACCACCACCAUGUAAUUGUCCUCCACAAUUGCCACCAAAAAUUAUUCAUGUUCCUGUACCAGUACCAAGUCCUCAACCAUCAGGAUGUGGAUUAAUUAUGACAUCAUUUGGACCACAACCGGAUCCUUCAUGUAGUGGUGGUAAUAUUCAAAUACCUCCAAGAGUUUUACCACAACCAAUACCUCAACCAAUGCCACAACCAAUACCACAACCAAUGCCACAACCAAUACCACAACCAAUUCCUCAACCAAUUCCUCAACCAUUACUACCACCAAUGGGUUGUGGAGGUAGAGAAGGACCUUAUCCAUUUGGAGGUAGUUGUGGAUCACCAAGACCACCAUUUUUCCCACCUCCAAUUAAUGAUUGUUGUUGUAAUUGCCUUGCACCAUGUGCUUUUAAUGUCCAAAGGAGUCAUCUUCGUUCAGCAUUCGCCUCCAAAACAUUCAAUUCACCUCAAGAUCCAAAAUGUAAUCAAAAGGAGUUACGAUUAAUUAUAAGAAAAUAUAUAUCAAAUGACUUGGAUAUCUCUAAACGUCUCAUUCAAAAAGCUGCACAAGAAAAAUUGGAAAAGAAGUAUAAUGUUAUAUGUGGAAAUGGAACAUUUAGUUUUGUAGUUUUUUCAGAUAGUUUUUGUCAACAUACGGUAGAUGAUGUUACAUGUUAUGUCUUUCAUCCAAUUGCCUAA
Messenger RNA from Strongyloides ratti, 963 nucleotides. Its product is annotated as Ground-like domain-containing protein. Bases 1 to 963 code for a protein of 320 amino acids. The record is from RefSeq and is a predicted model, not a curated record. Lineage: Eukaryota; Metazoa; Nematoda; Chromadorea; Rhabditida; Strongyloididae. The transcript is spliced from 2 exons.